Molecule: messenger RNA, 2294 nt
Organism: Boeremia exigua
Lineage: Eukaryota; Fungi; Ascomycota; Dothideomycetes; Pleosporales; Didymellaceae
Exons: 2
Coding region: 186-2294 (702 amino acids)
Source: RefSeq, a predicted model, not a curated record
CGGUUGGAGACCGGGCGGAUGUAUUGCCAGGACAGGUCGAGGCUAGAUGUGGCGCGAUGAGAUCCGAUAGUACGCCGACAUGAACGCGCCAGGUACGCCGAUGCCAAACGUCGUAAAUUGUCCACCAAGAACGCUCAGCAGCAGCACCAAGGUCUUCCAGGCUGUGUUUACGACCCCGCAGUGAGAUGCCACCCCUCGCUGGUUUCUCCGAUAAUGCUUUCAGCACGUAUGCCGACUUUAAAGUAGGUGCCAUAUCACUGCUCCGUGCGCUAAAGCCUUACCAAUCUGCCGGUGGUGCACGCAUCAGACUGCCAUUGGCAACUGGUACUCAUUUCGAUGAUGUCGCGGCGCAGCUUGAAGGGUUUGCGCGCGCGUUGUGGGCCGUUGGCACGCUUUUACACUCCAAUUCUACCACAGAGGACGAGCACAAUGAGCUGAUCCGCCCAUACAUCGAUGGACUGGCAAAUGGCACCAAUCCUGUGCACCAUGAGUAUUGGGGCCCUGUGGUGCUUCGGGAUCAGCGUAUGGUUGAGAUGGAGAUCAUUUCCUAUGCCUUGCUCGUAGCACCGGAUGCCAUGUUCCACUCACAGACUACUGAAGCAAAACACAACAUCACAGAAUGGCUCAAGACGAUCAAUGGCAAGGAUUUCCCAACGACCAACUGGCUUUGGUUCCGCGUCAUGACGAAUCUCGCGUUGAUCAAAGUCUGUGGAAUCCCUAGUGAUGAGGUUGUCAACGCGAUGAAAGAAGACUUGGAUCUGAUGGAACGGUUUUAUCUUGGUCAAGGUUGGGCGGCAGAUGGCAUGUGGAGCGAAGAUGGCGGCCGCCAGGCUGACUACUACUCUGGAAGCUUUGCUAUACAGUUCUCGCAGCUCAUAUAUGCAAAAAUGGCGCAAGACUUCGAUCCUGAGCGGUGUGACAGAUUCCGAAGUCGCGCGAAAGAGUUUGCUGCGACGUUCUGGAGAUACUUCGAUGCCAAUGGCGCUGCCAUCCCGUUUGGUCGGAGCUUGACUUAUAGAUUUGCGUUCGCUGGCUUUUGGUCAGCUGCAGCAUUUGCUGAGGUUGACCUCCCUGCGCCUGUAAACGACUGGGGAGUAGUCAAAGGCAUUUUGCUCCGUCAUUUUCGUUGGUGGAGCAACAAGCCCGAUAUCUUCAACAUUGAUGGUUGUUUGAAUAUCGGCUUUGCAUAUCAGAACUAUUACAUGUGCGAAGACUACAACUCGCCGCAAUCUGUUUACUGGGCUCUGAAGUCGUUCCUUGCUCUUGGUCUACCAGAUGACCACCCCUUCUGGACUGCAGAGGAGAAGCCUCUCCCCAACGACUCUGCAUUGGCUACUGCUGUGGAUCCACCAAUGCAUGUCGUGUGCAAUACAGGCAAUCACCAUUACCUCUUGUCAUCUGGCCAGUUCUGCCCCUGGCCUCUCAAAGCUACAGAAGCCAAGUACGGGAAAUCUGCAUAUUCUUCGCAUUUCGGAUUCAGCGUGCCCACUGGACCUCUGCUUCAACAAAUGGCGCCAGACAGCACGAUAGCAAUAAGCAAAGAUGGUGGCGAUACAUGGCGCGUACCUUGGAAAGUCCGCACAAACGAACAAUGUGUCAAAGCAUCAUUGAAAAGUGGAGACGAGAUCGUGGAGAAGAUACCGAUCUUUCAGAGUCUCUGGAAACCGUGGAGAGACGCCGAUGUCAACGUUAGAACAAUCUUGGUUGCACCUUGCUCGAGAUGGCCGGACUGGUAUGUGCGGCUCACUAGCAUCGCCAACCUAGGUGCAAUCGCCGUCACCAUCAAUGUAUCUGAAGGUGGCUUCUCAAUUCAAGGGCGAGGUUCCGAGAAAGGAGAAGUUCUACCAGUCUUGGAAGGGAAUGCGGAUAUCAAAGCCAGCAAGGAUACUUCAUUUCCACAAGCCACUUUGGAGUCUCAAACCGGUGCGUUGAUAUGUUCGGACGCCGGAGCGAGUGGCAUCAAGGCCAUUACUUUGCGCAGAGAUGGUGGAGAUGAACUCACUCCUGGAGAUUUAGUCUCUUCUGGUCAAGUUCUCAAGCCGGAUGCGAAUACGAAUCUCGUGUGGCAAAGGACCCUGAUCCCGACAAUCAGGUCUGAGACCCGCAUGAUCAAGCAAGGGGAUAGCGUACAAUUCGUUUCCGCGGUCUUUUCGCUUGCGAGAACGUCUGACAGGGUUGCGCGGUACGACGCACUGGACCUUUCCAAGCUGUGGAAUGACAUUCCAGUUGUCCGUACUACCAGUAAAGAAGGGAAGACGGAUGAAACUUAUAUCGACAUACAAAUGAGCCAGUAA